Durusdinium trenchii is the source of this 1650-nucleotide messenger RNA. Lineage: Eukaryota; Dinophyceae; Suessiales; Symbiodiniaceae. The record is from the annotation of a GenBank genome assembly.
AUGUGCCCUGGUGGAGCUCCUGGCAGCUGCCUGGGUGGCAAGGAGGGCCUCGCGUGUCGACGCUGUCCUGUGGGUCAGUUCGCCUCCUCGGGGUCCUGCCAGACCUGCAGCGACUACGUGGCAGUCCUUUGGCUCCUGGGGCUCAUCGCCUUGAUCGCUGGGGUCACCGGCUCUUACUACGUCUUCUCCGCGCGCUAUGUGCCGAAGGCCAGCCCAAUGUUCCGCGCACAGGUCAGUGGUGAUAUUGCAGUGAUGGUGCUGCAAAACCUGGCCGUCUUGCAGGUGGUUUGGGGCUCUGGCAGUGAAUUGGAAUUCUUCGCCUUCACCUCGUUCUUGGUCUUGGACCUGGAUGGUGCAGGCAUUGCCUGCGUUUGGCCCAAUGCCGCAGGACAAUUUGCAGGUGUGGUGUCUCUGUGGCCCAUCAUCCUGUUCUUGAUUCUGAGCAUCUAUCUUUGCAGCAGACUUCCUGUCUGCCGGCGCCGGAACGGCACGUGGACGAAUACGCGCACCAUUGGAUUGGCUGGGAAAUUCAUGCAGGUGGGCUUCACGUCAAUGACCAACCUGGGUCUCAUGCCUUUCGUGUGCUUCCGGCAUCCCAAUGGAGCCUACAGCAUGCUGAAGUACUCCAACAUCCUUUGUGGCUCAGGAGAGCAUGUCGUCAUGCAAGUUUUUGGGGGUUGUUUGCUUGCAUUGGGGCUGAUCUUCUUGUCGAUUUGCACCGUUUGGACCAUCAUGGCGCCCCAAUGGUCUUCGACGUCUUCAGGAGGGAAGCUGGGACAGGUGAACUUUUUGAUCCGGCGCUUCCAACCCAGCACCUGGUGGUUUGGCUUGUUCCUUUUGGCCAGAGGACCUUUGCUGUCAAUGCCCACGAUCAUUGCACCGGAUUCGUCCAGUUUGCAGCUCUCUAUGAUGCUGAUGGUGCUCGUGGUCUCCCUUUGUGUGCAGGCGACGGUGCAGCCUUGGCAGACGCCAUGGUUGAAUUUGGCAGAUACGACGGCGGUUGCGGCCCUAGUGUGUGUUCUGGCAGUUUCCUUGAGCUGUGCAGAGGGCGAAUGUGCACCAGCGGUUCAAACUUUGUGGGUGGUUCUGGCCGUUUCCUUGCUGCUGAUCCUGGCUUUCUUUUUGCUCACUGCAUGGAUUGGAGCUUUCUACAGCAAGGUCACGGGAAAGGAUCUGCCAUUGUUGAACCUCUACAAGACGGUGCAACCUGAGACGAUUGUGCAAGGUCUUGGAAAUCUCGCCGCCAAGCUGAGCAGCCAGGACCAUGAGCGGCUGCAGAAGGCCGUGGAGUCGCUGUGCUUCUACGACCUCCAAUGUGCCCAACUGUCCAUCCAAGCGCUCCAAGAGUGCUGGGGCAUCGCAACGAGCUCCCAUCUCUCGCCCCGCAUCUCUGCUCCCAUGUUUGAUGAAGGCGAGAUCACGCUGGGCCAAGCUGCGGAGUUCGAUGCGAAUGACACGAAGGUGCCAGAGCAAGGCGAGAUCACACUGGGCCAAGCUGCGGAGUUCGAUGCGAAUGACACGAAGGCGCCAGAGCAAGGCGUUGGCGAGGGCAACAUCGAGACAGUGCUCGAGAGCACCGUAUCACAGGAGAUGCCGACCUUAAGCGAGCAACAACCAAAUGAAGCUGGCAUCGUGCAGUGCGAGCUCUAG